Molecule: messenger RNA, 1133 nt
Organism: Boeremia exigua
Lineage: Eukaryota; Fungi; Ascomycota; Dothideomycetes; Pleosporales; Didymellaceae
Exons: 4
Coding region: 108-854 (248 amino acids)
Source: RefSeq, a predicted model, not a curated record
GGCAAAGAAUCCCCAGUCCCUUUCACUCCACAUUUCUGCAUUCGUGAUGGCUCUAGAUUUGGAUACAAUUGACCAUCUGUGCGACUUCAAGGCCACGAAAGCGAAGCAUGACCAGCCCAAGCCAUGAGCAACACGCUGCAGCGCUGCACGAUAGUACGCGUCGCGUGUCCCACCCAGACUCCGAGGAAGCUGUACAGAUAGAACGUCAACGCGUUGCGCAAGAGCUGGGGCCGUAUGAACGACGCGAAUCAUCGAGAAUAACGUCACAUGAGGCCAGUAGACAUGACGGUCCCCUUUUACAGACGUGUCGAAUAUCGAACAGGAGCUCGACCGCGUCCAACGCGCUGCUUCAGAGUCGUGGCCCACUAGACAUAUAUGCUACUGCGCGGCCUGAUGCACCGCGUUCGCAAGGUAGCUCUGUCCGAGAGAGGCACUGGUACAGCCCUAUCGUGGAGUUUUGGACGACGCAUGUCAGCCUUACCAUAGAUGGAGGAGCUCAUAGAGAUCACUUAGCACUUGAGCGCACGUUCCUUGGAUAUCUGCGAACCUCUUUGAUCCUUGUCAUGACUGGCGUCAUUACCGCGCAGCUCUUUCGUAUACAAAGAUCGGCGCAUCCGAAUCCUGUAAUCGGGUUCUACGUCGUUGGUGAGCCGCUAAGUGUGGCGUUCAUCGGAAUGGCAAUCUUUGUGCUGCUCGUUGGGGCGAUUCGCUUCUGGAGGCUACAGAGUGCGUUAGUCAGAGGGAAGGCGCUGGCAGGCGGAUGGGAGAUAGCUGUGAUCAUGGCAAUGAGCGCUCUUUUGUUAGUCGCAACGUUUGCGUUAGUAUUGGCCAUCAACAUUGACAAAGCCAAGUAGUAAGACCCAGGAACCCGAUUCCUUUUACACACGAUAGCGUAUGAAGUCAAGUCAAGGUUGGAACUCAAAGACAGCAACUAGCCCAACAUGUGCAUGAUUGGGGUAGGCACAUGCGAACUGACGCACAAAGCUACCCCAAAAAAUUGGAGCUACAAGUGACACCGAUGAUAUCAGAAUACAGAUAAGCCAUACCAAGCACCAGUUACGAUGUUCGCACCACUCUUAUCUACGUUCGGUGGAUACCCUGUUCGAUCUGCACAACUUAGUACACAUCCGGCA